Molecule: messenger RNA, 2130 nt
Organism: Hypoxylon trugodes
Lineage: Eukaryota; Fungi; Ascomycota; Sordariomycetes; Xylariales; Hypoxylaceae
Product: alkaline phosphatase-like protein
Exons: 3
Coding region: 205-1971 (588 amino acids)
Biological process (GO): dephosphorylation
Cellular component (GO): fungal-type vacuole membrane
Molecular function (GO): alkaline phosphatase activity
Source: RefSeq, a predicted model, not a curated record
CCUAGCGUCAGGCUACGCAUGAUAACGUCAUGGGAGCAGGGCUGCAUGCAUGUAGCCCCCGAUUCAGGGACCUUUUAAGCUUAUGUGGAGUUUCAGCGUGCACCAUCAUCUUUAUCGCCAUCUUUAUUCCAUGGAACUUAUCUGAGCUAUCAUUUUAUUAUACUGCGACUGUGAAGUGUCGUUGCCAAGUAAGACAUUAUCAAUAUGGCUAACGCAACGACACCUCUCCUCGCCGAUGAUCGUCGCGACCUCGAUGCCGAUGCGUUAAGCGACACCGAAGAAGAUGCCCUCCGUGGGCAGUCCCGCGCUACACAAGCUGGUCGAUCGUGGCACAUUCGAUUACGAGAAUCCCUACUAUUCGCAUGGGCGCUCCUCGCGACAGCCGGUGUUCUAGUCCUCGCCGUCUGGGCAUCCCAUCAACAACAAACCUCCUUCGACAAGCCCGCGGGCAAACGAAACUUGAUCUUCAUGGUCUCUGAUGGAAUGGGCCCUGCCUCGCUGUCUUUGACCCGUAGCUUCAGACAAUACACCGAAGGUCUCGAAUUCGGCGACACCCUUACCCUCGACAAGCACUUCUGGGGAAGCAGCCGGACACGAAGCAGUUCAUCCCUCGUCACCGAUUCUGCCGCGGGCGCGACAGCUUUUAGCUGUGGAAAGAAGAGUUAUAAUGGAGCUAUUUCUAUGUUGCCCGACUCCACUCCCUGCGGAACCGUUCUUGAGGCGGCUAAGAAAGCGGGGUAUAAGACGGGUCUGGUUGUCACAACAGACAUCACCGACGCGACGCCUGCUUGCUUUGCUAGCCAUGUCGAUGUCCGCUCACAAAACGAUGAUAUCGCUGUGCAAGAAGUUGGAAAUGGGCCCCUUGGUCGCGUCGUGGACCUGAUGUUUGGCGGUGGUCGAUGCCACUUCCUACCAAACGGAACCGACGGCGGAUGUCGUGAAGAUAAUACCAACGUAGUGGAAAUGGCGAAGAAUGAUUAUGGCUGGAACUAUAUCGGCGACCGGGCAGGAUUCGAUGAAUUCUGGCUGGGAGAGAAGGAUGUUCCACUUCCCAUGCUAGGACUUUUUGCGUAUACCGAUAUUCCAUUCGAACUAGACAGGCGAAACUUGAACGAUGUCUACCCAAGCCUGAGCGAGAUGGCUAAGACGGCGCUACGAGCGCUUGAAAAAGCAACUGAGGGCAGUGAUCAAGGAUUCUUCUUGAUGAUUGAGGGUAGCAGGAUUGACCACGCCGGCCAUGGCAACGAUCCAGCUGCGCAAGUGCGAGAGGUUCUUGAAUAUGAUAAGGCUUUCAAAGCUGUAUUAGAUUUCUUAGAAGAGAGCAGCACACCAGGUGUCUUAGUUGCCACCAGCGACCACGAAACCGGAGGAUUAUCAGUAGCACGACAGGUCAACGCCAACUACCCACAAUACCUAUGGUACCCGGCCGUUCUAGCUAACGCAUCAUCCUCUUCGGAAUAUCUUGCCCACCGCCUCCAUGGACACAUCGCCCAGACCACCGUUCGUCCCUCAGUCGAUAAGCUCAAGAAAUACAUCAACGAAGAGCUCGUCAUCCCCGGUCUUGGCAUUCACGACGCUUCCGACGACGAACUAGAGGCAUUAGCCACAAACCCAAGUCAGGCGCAGCCCCUAUUUGCCCACAUGAUCAGUAUCCGCGCACAGAUCGGUUGGAGCACCCAUGGCCACUCCGCUGUUGAUGUGAACAUUUACAGCUCUGGUGGCCCUGGCGCGGAAGCUAUUCGUGGCAAUGUGGAGAACACAGAUGUAGGCAAAUAUCUGAGGGAAUACCUCAACGUUGAUGUAGAGGCUAUCACGAAGGAAUUGAACGAGAAGAUAACUUCCAAACGAGAUCUUGGGAUGAUUGGGUACGAAAUCCACGCAGAAACCACCGACGGACAGGCACCUGAAGAAGAGGAUCACUGGGUAGCUCAUCAGAAGAUGGAAGCUAAGUUAGCAGAGAUGGAUGCAUGAAUACCUAAUUUUGCAGGAUGUAAUUGAUAUAAUAAGGGGUUUAGAGUGGCAUGUUCGAGUUUUGAAAUUGGGAUCUUUCCGUUAAGUCAUAGCAUUGUAUACAUCGCAUACCUGAGUAAAGGCAACAUAUAAAGAAUUGAUACCCAUCUACAUAUAAAA